AUGAAUUCUGGUCAAAAUCAAACGCUUUUCCUAUGUACGGUCUCUGAAUGUAAUAGGGAAUCGUGUGCGUUGUGUCGUUGUUGUGAAGAAAAUUAUUGUCUUCAACAUUUAAUUGCACAUACUGGGUCACGAAAACGAGCAUUGAAUUGUUUGAAUGAUGAAAUUAACAAACUUGAUCAACAAAUUAAAAUAUUAAAUAUUCAACCGGCCAUUGAAAACUGUCGUCAAAAAUUUGAACAAUGGCGUGUGGAAUGUCAUAAUCGGAUUGAUAAAUAUUUCGAACGAAAAAUUUUUCAAUUUCAUCGAUUUAUCGACGAGAAAAUUGAUGAUCAACGAACAGAAAUCCAUCGUUUACAAUCGGAAGUAGAUGAGCUUAUUAAUAGACACGAACUCAAUGAUCAAGAUUUUAACUCAUUAAGAUCGAUUAUCAAUGAUGUUGGAAUAGAAAUAGACUAUGUCAAAAAAAUCUAUGAUCAAGUUAAUAUUGAUCCAUUACCAAUCGAUGAUAAUCUAAUUUCGAUUAAUAAACCGAACAAUUUUAAGUUAAAUCCAUCCAGUUUAUCAAUUAUUGAUGCAGCAAUCAAUCAUCCUCAAGGAAGUUAUGGGGCAUUAGCCGGCAAUGAAAAAUGUCUAUUGGUACAUUUAACACCAAACUUGAUUUUAAUGGAUAAACGAAUGAAUACAAUUCAACAAAUUGCAUGGCCUUAUGGUGUCAUUUCGAGUAUCUGUUGGUCAUCAACAAAAAAGCGAUUUGUUGUUAUUGGAAAAAGUAGCAUCUAUCUUGUUGAUGGUCGAAAUAUGUCAAUUGAAAGUUUAAAAAUGAUGGAGAAGCGAAAAUGGUUUUCAUGUGCAUGUUCUGAUACAUCUCUUUUUCUAUCAAUAGAUGAGAUAAAUCCGUCGAUUGUGGAAUUUCAUCUUUUACCUUCAAUUAGAAUGGUUAACCAAUGGAAAUCUCCGUAUCUAUGUGCGAAAGAUGAAUGCAUUGAUCAUAUUUCGUACAAUAAUUCAACACUUGUUUUGAUGAUUUCGAAUAACGUUGACAGAUCUGUACGCAUGGAACUAAGAUUAUCGAAGACACUUGAACUUAUCUGGUCACUUAAAUUUGAUAUUAUACGUCAGCAAAGGAAAGCAUUUCGUUGUUGCUCGAUCAAUUCAAAUGAAUGGUUAGUAGCUGAUUAUCAAAAUCGUCGUUUAUUACACGUCGAAAAAGAUGGAAAGGUGAAAACAAUUAUUCCAUACGAUUUAAUUCCUUGUCAUGUUGUUCUAUUCGGCUCAAAUCUAUUAGCUGUAUCAAGAAAAAAUGGCAUCAAUUUUCAUAGACUAUAA
Messenger RNA from Rotaria socialis, 1326 nucleotides. The record is from the annotation of a GenBank genome assembly. NCBI's taxonomy places the organism in Eukaryota, Metazoa, Rotifera, Eurotatoria, Philodinida, Philodinidae.